Molecule: messenger RNA, 736 nt
Organism: Pyrus x bretschneideri (Chinese white pear)
Lineage: Eukaryota; Viridiplantae; Streptophyta; Magnoliopsida; Rosales; Rosaceae
Exons: 2
Coding region: 89-544 (151 amino acids)
Source: RefSeq, a predicted model, not a curated record
AAGGUACUCGCACCUUUGCGUACGCAUAUUUCGAAGAAACAGUGAGUUGUGGGCGUUUCGAACCCGACAGAGCAGAGAUAGCAGAGCCAUGGAAGCGCAGACGAUGAAGAAGGAGCUGGCGGUGGCGGUGGCGGUGGCACUUGUUCUCUUCACAGUCUUGAUCUCCGGCGUCGGAGCCUGGACUGGUGAAAUCCACGGCAGAGUUGUUUGCGAUGUCUGUGGCGACUCCGCCGUCGGACCUGAAGAUCAUGUUCUAGAAGGUGCUGAGGUAGCUGUACUGUGCAUUACGAAAUCAGGGGAAGUUCUAAAUUACCAGGCAUUCACGAAUGAUAAGGGGGUAUAUACGGUGGCAGAGACAAUGCCCGAGAGUGACAGGUGGGAUGCAUGCCUGGCACGACCUAUCAGCAGCUUCCAUGAGCACUGCACUCAUCUCGGGGGUGGUAGCUCAGGCGUAAAGUUCACUUACAGUCACCCAUCCGGCUACUCUCACACCGUUAAAACUUUCGUCUAUCAACCAGCAAUUGUACCGGCAUACUGCAUUUGAGAAUUCUAGGAUCGAUGUACAUCUUUAUUCCGUAGUUGCAGUAUGAACUUUGCUUCAACUGAAAGGAAGGGGGAAAGAGAUUAUGUAAUUAUUACAGGGCUUGUGUGAGAUUAAUGGUGUCAUGUAGUUUGUGCCGAACAUCGUUCUUGUUAGUAUUAAAACCCAAUCCUUGAUUGGAAUAGCUUACAGAUA